AGGAUGAAGAUCCAUCAAAUUUACAAUAUACUAGAGAUGAACUUCUACAUCUGUUAGCGGAUGAAAAUGACGAUGAAUAUGAUCACCAAGAUAAUGAAGAAGACCCUCCUCUUGUUGAAGAACCACAGGAAGAAGCAGAAAAUCAAAAUAAUUCUCCUGGUGGUAAUAUUUUAGAUUUCUUUUUGGAUAAGAGGAAACUUGUCUGGAAGAAGAAGAAUAUGGAGUUUGAUGAAGAUAAAAUUAGAUUCUUAGGUAGCUCAGCUUUUCCUCCUGAAAUAGCUAAACUAGAAUCUCCUUACCAAUGUUUUAAAUAUUUUUUUGAUGAUGAUUUUAUGAACAAAAUUGUAGAAGAAACCAAUUUAUAUUUGAUGCAAAAAGAUGCUAAUAAUAAAAUAAUAUAUACAGCAUUAGAUAUCCAAAGGUUUUUUGGAAUAUUGCUGUUUAUGUCAGUGCAAAGAUUCCAAAAUACCAGAUUAUAUUGGCAUCCUGCUUAUGGUUAUGGCCCUGUUUCAUGUGUUAUGCCAGUAAACAAGUUUGAAAGACUCAAACUUGGUUUACAUUUUCAUAACAAUGAUCUUCAUAAGCCUGUUGGCCAUGCAGAGCAUGACCGAUUAUUUAAGAUUCGUCCAGUUAUUGAACACCUCAAUAAAAGAUUUUCUACACUACCUAUGGCACAAAGGCUGUCUGUGGAUGAGCAGAUGUGUGCAACAAAGGUUGCACACUUUAUUAAACAGUACCUGCCAAAUAAACCCCACAAAUGGGGUUUUAAAUUUUAUGUACUGUGUGAUUUAUCUGGUUUUGCACAUACAUUUGAAUUAUAUGCUGGACAAGAAAAUAAAGGGAGGUUGGAAGGAGAACCAGACAUAGGAGCUACAGGGAAUGUAGUUGUUCGUUUACUGAGGGGUGUUCCAAGGUAUCAAAAUUAUAUAGUGUACUUUGAUAACUUUUAUACAUCUCUGCCUCUAAUUUACUUUCUUGCCAAGCAAGGAAUUCAGUGUGUUGGCACUGUCCAGCAAAAUAGGAUCCCUAACUCAAAAUUGCCAGAAAAAAAGAGUUUAUGAAGAAGGCAGUGCCAAGAGGCAGUCAUGAAGAAAGAACAUCAACAUUUGAUGGGAUUGAUAUGGCUUGUGUCACCUGGAAGGACAACAAAAUUGUAACUCUUUUAUCAACUUAUGUUGGUGCAGCACCAGUGUCUAGUGUCACUAGGUAUGACAAGUCCAAAAAGGAAAAGGUAGAAAUUAGUUGUCCAAAAAUUGUCCAGGAAUAUAACAAACAUAUGGGGGGUGUGGACCUUAUGGAUAGUUUUUUAGGAAGGUUCCACAUUCCCAUCAGGUCAAAAAAGUGGUACUUGCGCAUCUUCUUCCAUCUCCUGGAUUUGACAGUAAUUAAUUCUUGGAUAGUGUACAAGAAAAAUGCAGCAAGUAGAAAUAUACCAAAUAAAUAUAUACUUUCUAUGGGUAAUUUUCGCAAUGAAUUAGCCCAUGUUUUGUGCACUAUUGGAGCUGAUACAGAAACAAAAAGAGGUCGUCCCAGUACCAGUUUAUUAGAAACUGAAAUCCAAGCAAAAAGGAAGAGGGGACCAGCACAUGUGGCUCCACCAAAAGAUAUAAGAAGGGAUGGAAUAGAUCACUGGCCAAUAGUUGGUGGCUCACUGCGUUGUAAGUACCCACAAUGUAAGGGAUAUUCUACAAUAAGUUGCAGCAAGUGUGGUGUCAAUCUUUGUUUAAAUAAAAAUAACAACUGCUUUGGGAAUUACCAUAAAAAUUAAUUUUUUUUUCAUUAUUAUAUUUUGUACUGGGCUCAUUGAUACUGAUUGCAUAAUGAUGUAAAUAUACAUCAUAUGUUUUUAAUUAAAAAAUAAAUACUUAGAAAUGUCAUAUAUUUUUUUUAUUAUUUUUUACAUAACCUUGGGCUAUAACUGGAUGCUUAUGAUUUUUUUCACAAGAAUAUCUUAAAUCAUGCAAUGAAGGGUUAAACGUAAUAUUUUGUGGUUAAUUUUUUCCUUUGCGAUUACCCUGUCUCGGGUGGCGCUUAGAAGUAUAUGAUCCUUUAAUGUGUUUCAAUAUAAAAGCAUCUUGUGAUCUGUUAUCUUUGUUCUUAUAAUAACGAGAAUGAAAGGCAUUCAAAUCACUCGUUGUGAGAGAGGGGCACUGAUAAUUUUUUUUUAUGUGUACAUGUAGGCUUUUCUGGUAAUGGCACUUUAACUUCGAAAAAAAUGCAGUAUCUAAUAGAAAAAUAAACUUUUUCACGAGAAAAACACAACAAAAACUAAGCUGGCCGCCACAACCUUCAUCCUCGCCGCAGUCGUGCUGUCGUGUUUUUAGUUUCAAUUACGCACAAACUGUGUAAGAACAAGAUGCCACUACAGCGCUCUCCUCCGCCGUCAACGACUAUGACAAGAAAGUGGUCCAAGAAUAAAAGUCAAGUCGAUUCUGGUUCUAAUAUGAGCGUACUAGAUUCUAAAAUUGAAGAGGAUUCUUUACAAAGCAUUGCAAGUCCGGCAAAUUCAAUCCUAAAUGAUUUAGAUGUUUCUUCAUUGAAUCAAACAAAAAAAUAUGAUAUCAUGAUAACUUAACUCUAUGUGACAACCAAUCUUUACGUUGGAGAUAUACAAAAAAACUUGCGCAAAGAAACCGACACUGAUGCCUCUUCGGUGCCAAAAGCUACUGGACCAAUCCACCCCACUAACGCUAUAGGCGCUGGGCCCCCAGGCAAACCCAAGGGAUCAAAGCCUGCGAAUUUGGUGCGGGGCUCUGCUUCGGCCAAAGUGAUGCGACCUCGGGCUUGUGUUGCCGACCUGCAGCUGGGGCCUCGUUAAAAACACGGCCAUCCUAAGGGAAAUCCCAAAAAGAUGACCAGCUCGGCGUGCGCUUCUCCGCCGAGCUACACUGAAGCCUAAAGUGAACGAGUUGAGUAGCGUAUCAAACCAAAACAUACGAAAACUGACAGCGGAACGAGCUGAUGCGUCAAAGUCGCGACCAGCCGGUGCACCGACGACCAUGAACAGAGGGACCUCAGAAUACCUGACGAGGCCGACGGAACUGGUCCAGGGCGGCCGUUAACCAUAA
Molecule: messenger RNA, 3068 nt
Organism: Colias croceus (clouded yellow)
Lineage: Eukaryota; Metazoa; Arthropoda; Insecta; Lepidoptera; Pieridae
Product: piggyBac transposable element-derived protein 3-like
Exons: 2
Coding region: 1058-1768 (236 amino acids)
Source: RefSeq, a predicted model, not a curated record